AUGUCUGCAGCAGUUGGAGGCGCUCCGCCCGCGCAUGGGCAUAGUGAUUCCGUAAACGGAAGAAACCCUACGAUUCCUGCCAUACCUACUGUCAACGGCGGUGUUUCUCUUCCCGAUCACUCACGCAAGCCCUCGAUGACAGUCACACCUGCUGGCGUCACCGGCUUUGCGGCGAACGGAGGUGCUCCGGGUGGUCCCCAGAACAAGCCUGCGAUCCAGUUCGGUGCGAUGGGAAUGCAAAACCCAGCGGGGUCCCCUGCGAUGGGCACACCCCCUUCGUUGGCACAUCAAAACUCGGCAAAUCUAAGUGUCGGCCAGCUGAACCCUCGAGCCACCUCACCCUCCAAUUCUCCCUCUCCCAUCCCCCAGCCCGCUUCCGUUAGUGGAGGUCGGCCCCCUCAGGGCUUCAAUGGUCAAGGACAUGCAUAUACAUUUGGACAGACCGAUCACAAUGAUCCAAGUGCUAUGUCUCGACCCCUACCCAUCCAAUUCGGACCUCAGCAGGACCACAUGAGGCGCAACUCCUCGCAAUCCAUUCACAGUGAUGCGGGCGGUCCCGGAAUUCCCCCAGCCGGACCCAACAAUCACCGUGGAGGCUACCAAGGUGGCCGCGGCGGCCGAGGCAAUUACUACCAGCAACAGCCUGCGCCCUACUCCCCCCAGCAGCAAUUUCGGCCUCCGCCAAAUGGUCGCCCGUUCCAAAACAGCUACCAAGGAGGUCGAGGCCAAUCUCUUCCCUAUCAAGGAUCUCCCGCCAUGGGCACCCGAAGCCCCGCGCUCGUCAACGCUCAGCCAGGGACCCCGAACAUGGGAGGACAGGUACACAUGGUGCAGCCCGGGAUGCCACAGCCCAAUGGAUAUUUUAUGGGACCCCAACAUGUAAAGAACCACCCGCAGUUUCCUUCUUCUCGUGACCCUCCAAGAGAACCCACCGGAGAACUUGCAAGAGACAGGGGCAAGCCUACGAAAGGCCGAGGCCGCGGUCCCGCUCGAGGAGCUGGUCGUGGUAAAGGCCCUGGUAGAGGUGGACACGAGGACAGAUCGCCUUUCUUCAGCAGAGAUCCUGCCUCUGACCACUAUCGCCCCGAUCUUGCGAUUUCUCAACCUGCCCAAGUUGCCCCCGAACUUGCGCAGGCCCCUGUCCAAGCUCUCCACAAUGCACCUCUUCCCUACACUGACUUAUCACCUGAGUCGGGCAAUUUUGAACGUUUUCAAGAGCAAGUUCUGACUGUAAGAACGCAGGCCUAUCCCAUGACCCAAGCUGAUCCUAGCAUUCAACAAAUGUACAUGCAGCAGAUGCAAAUGUACAACCCGCAGGCGAUGCAGGGUCAGUUCAACCCACCCUACAACAUGCAGCCGCAGUCCCCCCGUCCACCAUACAAUCAGGGUAUGUAUGGAGCGCCAAGCAUGCAGCCUUCCUACAGCAAUCAAGGCGGGCCACCUCCCUCCAUGUCGAGACAAUCAUCCCAGAUAUCUGCUCCUGAUCGACCUGGAUCAAGUAUUGGCCAACAGCCGUCAACUCCCGCGCCGACUGGCCCUCCUCACACUGCCAACAGAGCUCCGAGCGUCUCCUCUCAGAAAGCCUUCACCCUCCCCCCGAAGAAAAGUGCAGCAAUUGUUAUCAAGAAUACUGCCGGCGAAGUCGUCUCUUUCAAUAAGCCGCCUGCUUCUCCAGCUACCUCCACCCCAGUGUCCGCCAUAGUUCCGCCUCAGUCCGUACCUACACCUCCCAGUCGCACCACUAGCGCUGCUGACAAUGCUCACACGCGUUCAGAGAGCGUCAACGUCAAGUCCGCCGAGGAGGUGAAGAAGUCUAUGCAAGAAGCAGUGGCCAAAAAGAUUGCGGAAGACGAAGCCAGACUGAAACUGGAGAAGGAAAUGGCCGAAAAGGCGGAAAUGGACAAAGAAGCCGCCGAACUGGCUGAACGUGAAGCAGCCGAAGCUCGUGCCAAGGCGGAACAGCUCGAGAAGGAAGCAAAGGAGGCUGCCGAAAAAGCGGAGGCCGCUAAGCAAGCUGAGGCUGCGGGUAAGGCAGAGGCAGAGGAGAAGAAGCGCAUGGAAGCUGAAUCCGAAGAUAAACCGCCCAAGGCAGACAACCAAGAUGAAAUCGAUCUUGAUGCCCUCGCCGCAGAGAUGGAGGCCGAAGAAGCCGCCAGAGAGGCCGAGGAACUCCGUCGUGAAGAAGAGUACAACAAGCGAAAGGCUGCUCAACGCGAGGCCAAGCGGAAGAAGGCACAAGAAGAGGCCGCCGCCUACGAGCAGAACAUGAGGGAAUUGGAGCGCAAGGCCGAAGAAGAAGAACUUGCUCGUGAGAAGGAGAAGGCUGAGGGAGGGUCGGGAGACGACGAUAGCAAGAAGCUCUUUGCUGAGCUCAAGCGCAAUCCGUUUGGUACUCCUGCAUCUACGGAAAGCCCCGCUGGCGCCACCCCUGCUGAGAGCGGCACUGCCACGCCUGUCUCGGAUGUGUCAAUGCCUCCUCCAGGAAAAGCACCUGGACGUCGUGCCAAGGCUGCCGAGCUGACGCUCGACACCAGGAAGCCUGUGGAGCCCCCCGAACCCAGCGCCACGCUGAAAGCACUGCAGUCUGCUAAAAAGCUCAACGACAUCUCGAAAGUCGUCUAUCCCUCAGACAUUGCGUCCCCAAACCCAGCACUCAAUGCCAAUGCUCCGGCUGAUCGCGGCUUCAAAUACAACAAAGAGUUCCUGCUUCAGUUCCAGAGCGUCUUCAAGGAGAAACCAACUCUCGAUUGGGAUGCUCGCAUCCGGGAAGCACUGGGCGAUGGAGAUGCCUCUGCCCGACCAAGCGCAUCAGCCCGAACUCCUUCUGGCAUGGGAGGUCGCAGCGCCUCCGCCCGUGGACCCGCUCCCAUGAACUUUGGGCCCAUGGGCAACUUUGGUGGCAUGAACCGUCCAACACUACCCCCCGGUACGACAUCGGAGCAGCGGUUCGCUGCUUCAAACGCUGCUUUGAGGAGCGGAGCGAUAGCCAGUAAUCCUUUCGCCCAAUUCGGUCGUCCGGGUGGCCAGAUGGCACCUCCCAUGGGGCGAACGCCCUCCAACAAUCCUCUCGGUCCUAUCCCUGGAUCUCCUCGUGUAGGUGGCGCAAGCCGUGGAGGCUCUCGCGCGGAGAGCAAACGGAAUAAACAAGGUGGCAAGGGCCAUGGAGAAGACAAUAAGGCCAUGCCUCUUACCGCUGGCAUGAACAUCGGCGCACUUGAGGUAUCAGCCACCGGUUGGAAGCCACGGAGCGUCGGUCAAACUAUGGUUUCUGGUCCUGCGCUCGGUGGUGAAGGCCUCAUGGACCCAGAAAUGGUCCAGCGCAAGACCAAGUCGCUUUUGAACAAGAUGACACCAGAGAAGUUUGACAGGAUUGCCGAUCAGAUUCUCGAGAUUUCUGGUCAAUCGAAGCACGAGACCGACGGUCGCACCCUACGUCAAGUCAUUCAACUCACCUUCGAGAAGGCCACUGAUGAAGCUCAUUGGGCAGGCAUGUAUGCCCAGUUCUGCCGACGGAUGUUGGAGAGCAUGAGCGCCGAUAUCAGAGACGAGGGUAUCAAGGACAAGAACGGCAACGUCGUGACCGGCGGCAAUCUGUUCCGAAAGUAUCUGCUCAACCGAUGUCAAGAAGAGUUCGAACGUGGCUGGAAGGUCAACUUGCCCCCUCAGCCAGAAGGUCAAUCAGAGGAAGCCGCCAUGCUAUCUGACGAGUAUUAUGUUGCCAUGGCCGCCAAGCGUCGUGGCCUGGGUCUCGUCAAAUUCAUCGGUGAACUGUUCAAGUUGCAGAUGUUGACCGAGCGUAUCAUGCACGAAUGUGUGAAGAAGCUUGUCGAUUACGAAGGUACCCCUGAUGAAGCUGAGAUCGAGAGCUUGACCAGCUUGCUGCAAACAGUCGGCAAACAGCUCGACAACCCAGAGAGCAAGGCACAAGGUCGCAUGGAUCUCUAUUUCGAACGCAUCAACCAGAUGAUUGCAAUUCCGGACCUUCCCAGCCGCCUCAGAUUCAUGCUCAUGGAUGUGGUGGAUUUGCGAGCCAAGGGCUGGGUUUCCAAGGCAGACAACAAAGGCCCGAAGACCAUUACCGAGAUCCGAGAGGAGGCUGAACGUCAAGCCCGCGAAGACGAACUCAGGCGACUCGCUGCUCAGAGUGGCCGUGGCGGCGGUGGUGGUGGCCGCAUGCCCAUGGGCCGUGGUGAUGCACGAAAUUUCAGCUACGGGCAAGUGCCUCCCCCAGACAACUCAAAUCGCGUUGGUACCGACGACCUGCGACGACUGGGUAACCGCAACGCUCGAAAUCCCAGCCACACGUCCGGCCUCGGUGGCCCUCCGAGCCUGAUGGGUGGACGUACAAACAGUGGACGUCGUGGGCUCGGACCUGGUGGGCUGCUGGGUCGUGCUGAUGACAGUGCCACGAGCAGUCGUACUGGGACACCUCCAGCUCAGAAAGAGAAGAAGGACGAAUCCAGCACAAAUGCGUUCAGUGCCCUUGCCGCUCUUGAAAAUGAUGGACCCGCCUCGCCUCCUUCUAAUCCAGCUUCUCCUCCCACGCAAAAGUCACAGCCGAGCAUCGAACGAGAACGGUCGAGAUCCCCGGACAAAAGUGCCGAGUGA
Messenger RNA from Cladophialophora yegresii CBS 114405, 4608 nucleotides. RefSeq names its product translation initiation factor 4G. NCBI's taxonomy places the organism in Eukaryota, Fungi, Ascomycota, Eurotiomycetes, Chaetothyriales, Herpotrichiellaceae. Gene Ontology annotation, molecular function: mRNA binding; translation initiation factor activity; protein binding. Gene Ontology annotation, cellular component: eukaryotic translation initiation factor 4F complex. Bases 1 to 4608 code for a protein of 1535 amino acids. The record is from RefSeq and is a predicted model, not a curated record. The transcript has 3 exons.